AUGGACACCUUUGUCCAUGCCAUUGUUCGCCGACACAUACCUAUUGGCAUAACUGCGCCUCAAACUGAUGAGGAUCAACGGAUACUGAGCAUCGCAAUCCUGGUUACUUCAUCAUUGUCCAUCUUGGGUGCCGGAUGCAUCAUUCUCAGUUUCGCGACCUUUCAAGGCCUCAGGUUGUUUAGACACCGUUUGAUCCUAGGCCUAGCCAUCAGCGACUUCCUGCGAGCCGUUGUGAUACUCGUGCCUGCAGUAUUAGAUUUGGCAAACCAGCCAUUGACAACAGCCACGAAUUACAGUGCUUGUGUCUGCGAUGGCUUCAUGGUUCAAACUUUUGUCACCCAGUCCGACUACUGGAUAUUGACAGUCGCAAUAUAUACAUUCAUCAUUGUUACGGGCCAAAAACAGACUGCAGCUUGGAUAGAAAACCAUCAACUUAUUGUCCUUGCCAUUCCCUGGGUUUUAUCGCUCGCAUCUGCUGGCAUCAGCCUCACAAUAGCAACCUACAAUGAUAUCGGCUCCUGGUGCUGGAUUCACGAGGAGAAUAUCAGGCUUUGGUAUAACUUUGUACCCAGGUGGACCAUCAUCGUGGCCAUGCUGGUAAUGUAUGCGCGUAUAUCAGUCGUUCUUAGAAAGGCGCAGAAGGGCUUCGGCGAAGCGACCUCGAGGAAGACUACUGCCGCUCCUUCAACCUCAGGGGAGGCAGCCCCAGAUGGACUCAAUGCCUUUGAGCCGUUGAGUCUCGCAGAAGAAGGCGGUCGUUGUUCUGUCAUAGAAAACAGCAACAGGUUGAGAAAGCUCGCUCGCCACAUGGCGCUGUACCCGAUCAUCUACAUCAUCAUAUGGAUUCUGCCUACAGUAGUCGUCUUAUAUCAUGUCUCGACGAAUACUGCGGCCCCCUUCCCACUUCAAACUGUUGACAAGUCCUUUAUUGUUAUUCAGGGCUUCGUCAACGCCAUUACAUAUGGUGUCAGCGAGUCAUCCGUAGCCUGUUGGCGCACAUUGUUAUUCUCUCAAGAUGUCGAGGAGAUUGCUAAGAAGGACGAAUCGCAUUUCUUUGGCUCACCAGGAAGGAUGACAACAGAACCACGGAAUUCCCGUACUUCGAUUUCGCCGAGUCUCAGCAUAAACUUGGCACGGGGCAGCCUUUCCAGCCCAAUUUACGAUGAACUCGAAAACAAUGUCAACAAUCACCACCACGGCGUCCUUAAAAAGGAGAGCGGUUCUCUUGGACUUGAGGACUGGGGAGAUACAUUGGACCACCCCGCGGAGAAUAUAUCAAUACUACGGACGAGCAAGACACCUGUUCCACUAUGA
Molecule: messenger RNA, 1314 nt
Organism: Pyricularia pennisetigena
Lineage: Eukaryota; Fungi; Ascomycota; Sordariomycetes; Magnaporthales; Pyriculariaceae
Exons: 6
Coding region: 1-1314 (437 amino acids)
Biological process (GO): cell surface receptor signaling pathway; adenylate cyclase-activating G protein-coupled receptor signaling pathway
Cellular component (GO): plasma membrane
Molecular function (GO): G protein-coupled receptor activity
Source: RefSeq, a predicted model, not a curated record